Molecule: messenger RNA, 3496 nt
Organism: Jaculus jaculus (lesser Egyptian jerboa)
Lineage: Eukaryota; Metazoa; Chordata; Mammalia; Rodentia; Dipodidae
Gene: Polr3e
Product: RNA polymerase III subunit E
Exons: 21
Coding region: 96-2228 (710 amino acids)
Biological process (GO): DNA-templated transcription
Cellular component (GO): RNA polymerase III complex; nucleus
Source: RefSeq, a predicted model, not a curated record
UCUGCAGCCCGCGGGUUCCUGGGCCGUUGCCGCCGCCCGCGCGCGGCCCCGGCGGAAAGAUCCAGUCGGGGGCUGUGUGGCUGACUCUCCCUAGUAUGGCCAAUGAGGAGGAUGACCCAGUCAUACAGGAGAUCGAUGUGUACUUGGCCAAAAGUCUGGCAGAGAAGCUGUACCUGUUUCAGUACCCUGUACGUCCAGCCUCGAUGACCUAUGAUGACAUUCCACAUCUCUCAGCCAAGAUCAAGCCCAAGCAGCAGAAGGUAGAGCUUGAGAUGGCCAUCGACACCCUGAACCCCAACUACUGCCGCAGCAAAGGGGAGCAGAUUGCACUGAAUGUGGAUGGCACCUGCUCUGAUGAAACCAGCACGUACUCCUCGAAACUGAUGGACAAGCAGACCUUCUGCUCCUCCCAGACCACCAGUAACACAUCUCGUUAUGCAGCUGCUCUCUACAGGCAAGGUGAGCUCCACCUGACGCCUUUACAUGGCAUCCUACAACUGCGGCCCAGCUUCUCCUACUUGGAUAAAGCAGAUGCCAAGCACCGUGAGAGAGAGGCAGCCAAUGAGGCCGGGGACUCUUCACAGGAUGAGGCAGAAGAAGAUGUUAAACAGAUCACGGUACGGUUCUCGCGGCCCGAGUCAGAGCAAGCCCGGCAGCGCCGCGUACAGUCCUACGAGUUCCUGCAGAAGAAGCAUGCUGAAGAGCCCUGGGUUCCCCUGCACUACUGCGGCCUCCGGGACAGCCGUUCAGAGCAUGAGCGCCAGUACCUGCUGUGCCAGGGCUCCAGCGGGGUAGAGAAAACGGAGCUUGUCAAGUCACCCAGAGAGUACCUCAUGAUGCUUAUGCCUCCCAGCCAGGAGGAAGAGAAGGACAAGCCUGUGGCUCCCAGCAAUGUUCUGUCCAUGGCUCAGUUGCGAACGCUGCCCCUGGCUGACCAGAUUAAGAUCUUGAUGAAGAAUGUGAAGGUCAUGCCUUUUGCCAAUUUGAUGAGCCUCCUGGGCCCCUCUGUGGAUUCUGUGGCUGUUCUGCGUGGCAUCCAGAAGGUGGCAAUGUUAGUCCAAGGAAACUGGGUGGUGAAAAGUGACAUUCUGUAUCCCAAGGACUCAUCCAGCCCUCACAGUGGUGUGCCCGCCGAGGUGCUCUGCAGGGGCCGGGACUUUGUUAUGUGGAAGUUCACACAGAACCGAUGGGUGGUAAGGAAGGAGGUGGCAGCAGUGACCAGACUCUGCGCUGAGGACGUAAAGGACUUUUUGGAGCACAUGGCCGUGGUGAGAAUCAACAAAGGCUGGGAGUUCAUACUGCCUUAUGACGGGGAGUUCAUCAAGAAGCAUCCAGAUGUGGUCCAGCGGCAGCACAUGCUGUGGUCAGGCAUCCAGGCCAAAUUAGAAAAAGUCUAUAAUCUUGUAAAGGAAACCAUGCCAAAGAAGCUGGAUGGACAAUCAGGACCUGCUGGGCUGGUCUCUGGGGACCAGCGGGUCCAAGCAGCUAAAACCAAGGCCCAGCAGAACCACAACUUCCUAGAGCGGGAACUGCAGCGGCGGAAGGACCAGAUGCGGGCGGCUGCCGUCCUGCCCAGCAUGCAGAUCAAGGAAGAGCCACUGAGUGAGGAGGAUGGAGAUGAGCUGGAGGCCGAGGUAGAGGAGGAAGAGCCCAUGGACACUGCACCCAGUGGUGGCCUUGGCACCAAGCUGGCCAAUGGGCUGCCUGCUGGGCGGGCAGUAGGUGGGGACAGCCUCAAUGGGCACCUGCCUCCAGGCUGUGCCAGCACUCCAGCAGUCCGGGAACUGAAGGCCUUUAUAGAGGCCACCUUUCAGAGACAGUUUGUGCUCACACUGAGUGAGCUCAAGCGCCUCUUCAACCUGCACCUGGCCGGCCUGCCCCCAGACCACACGCUCUUCAGCGGCAUCUCAGACCGCAUGCUGCAGGACACGGUGCUGGCCGCUGGCUGCAAGCAGAUUCUGGUGCCUUUUCCCCCACAGACUGCUGCUUCCCCGGAUGAGCAGAAGGUGUUUGCCCUCUGGGAGUCUGGAGACAUGAAUGACCAGCAUCGACAGGUUUUGCUUGAAAUAUUUUCCAAAAAUUACCGAGUCCGCCGGAACAUGAUCCAGUCUCGGUUGACUCAAGAGUGUGGAGAAGAUCUAAGCAAACAGGAGGUGGAUAAAGUGCUAAAGGACUGUUGUGUAAGCUACGGUGGCAUGUGGUACCUUAAGGGGACAGUACAGUCUUGACAAUAGUAGCAAACCACGAACCCAACGAAUCCAAGCCCAGGGAAGGAGGGCAGAGCUGAAGUAGAGUCUCGACUUGCCUGAGAAGACAGAGCAGGAGGAUCUGCCAUCUCGUGUCUGGUGGCACUUCCUGGCCCAGAGGACAAGAGGGGCUCACACUCAGCCAGUAGCAGGGUCAGCUUAAGUGAGAUCGCUCUCAGCAGAGACCAGCCAGGCCGCCUUUGCAGUACAAUUUGAAAUUCCUGAUGUAUUUUACUUAUUUGGUUUCAUUCUCAUAAUAAAGAGAGUGUAUACUGACAUGGGCAGGAUGAUGAAAAUCAUGGUUUAAUAUUUUCCUUUUUAAACUAAAUGCCAACAAAGUCAAGUUUAUGUUUACAAGAUGAAGAGAACCUUAAGGAUUUUAAUAUUUUAAAAAAAGACGAGAAGCCAGUAUUUAGUCUUAGAUUAUCUACCUGCUAAGACUUCUGCCAAUUUAAUUAAACCAAAUUCAGUUGUUUUUCUGUUGGGUUUUUGAGGCCAUUUUCCCUUUUACCACAGCCUGCUUUAUGUAGCAGUCUCCACUGUUUACAUGAGCCACAGCAAAAAAGUUAGAAUCAAAUCCAUCUUCUUUCGUUUGCAGAAAGAUGCAAACUAAACCAGGUAAGUGUGGAGCAGUGUGUAAGUGAGGUUAUCACACUUUGAUGUAAAAAUUUUCUAUUUUGUGGAUUUUUUAAAUAAAUCUAACACUAACCUGGCAUCAUGGUGCUGCUGUCCUCAAAUAGUUGCAGAAAGAAAAUGUCUUCUAUGCUGUCAAAGCGUAGGUAUACUAGAGAGGGAAGGAAGACCAGACUCUGGAGCCAUGUUAGGGCAGAUAGAUCACAACAGCUCAUGUGCUUACUGCUGCUCACCCAGAGGUCACAGACUGAUCUGGUGCUGAGUGGGGUCCUGACUGGAGCCUGGACUGGCAUGCCCACCAGUCCCUAAAUGCUGUUUUGCUGCUCCCACUGCUCAGGCCACCAAUGAGUAGGAACAACCACUGAGUGGUCGUAGCUGUUCAGCAGACAGCAAAAUGGAAAGAAGGUUGACUGGCAGAAAACAAACACUAGUUUCUUUAAAAAGAAGAGAAUGGGGAACUAAUGGUGGAAACUCCUUGAGAGCAGUGCUAUCCAGUAGGAAUGUGAGUCAUGUAAUUUUUAAAAUAGUUUUUAAAAAGAUUAAAUUUAAAUGUAUUCAGCCCCAAAUAUUUUAAAUGCCAAAAUGUAAUAAAAAUAUUAUUUUGUUCUUUUUUUGUA